Caenorhabditis angaria is the source of this 764-nucleotide messenger RNA. Lineage: Eukaryota; Metazoa; Nematoda; Chromadorea; Rhabditida; Rhabditidae. The record is from the annotation of a GenBank genome assembly.
AUGGAUCUUCAAGAGAUUCUUCAUGAUCGUCGAACUCCAAACGAUUUUGCGUACCUUUUGCAACGCAACCAAUUCCAACGCGCCAACUCGAGCUUGACUCUUGAAGAACUCGAAGUUCAAUCGCCAAUGGUCCGCCGCAAUUCGUGCCGAAUGUUGGGCGAUGAUUUGGUGAAGAAUGAGCGUCGUCGCAUUUUGAAUGCGAAACGCGAUACUCUUCAAAGACAACGUCGUAUCGAACAAAUCGAGGCGGAAAUCGAGAACAAAAUUCGCAACGAAUCGGUAAGUCAUAUCAAGAAUGAAUGAAAAUUCAUAAAUUCUGGUGGGUUUUCAGUUCGAAGCGGAUGCGGACUCGAUCAGCGAUGAUGAGACCAUCGAGCCUCGCACUGCUGCUGAAUGGAACCGUCGAAUCAAGAGUACCAUUGCAAAACGGAACAAUGAAUCGAUCGAAGUUGCAACUGUUGAAUACAGAUAUGAACCAAAUUGGGUUGAUAUGUAAGUUUUCAAAACUUUGAAACAUAUUCUAUUGCUUUCAAUGAACUUUCAGCGUCUGGGCAAUUUUCUGGUUCUGCUUGUUGAUUGGAAUCAUCGCAAUCUUUUGCUACAGAUUCAAAAAAGUUUUUGUUGCCAUCUUCGAUGUGAUCGCCGGAUUUUCUGUCUACGUCUACACCGUUCUCUCGCAACAAAUCUACAUCGGAUUUCAAAAAAUCGGAGAAGCCAUUGAUCGUCAAACAGCUGCAAAUGCUAACAACACAAACAUCAAUUAA